Odontomachus brunneus is the source of this 3971-nucleotide messenger RNA. RefSeq names its product symplekin (gene Sym). The coding region runs from base 416 to 3670 and encodes 1084 amino acids. The transcript is spliced from 16 exons. Gene Ontology annotation, cellular component: mRNA cleavage and polyadenylation specificity factor complex. Lineage: Eukaryota; Metazoa; Arthropoda; Insecta; Hymenoptera; Formicidae. The record is from RefSeq and is a predicted model, not a curated record.
AACAUUAUGCAAACUUUCUAAAAUCAUGUGUGAAUAUUUGCCUUUAUAUUUCUGCCUCUUGUAAAGACUGCAAGUAGCAAAAACUUACAAAGUUUAUAUCUAAGAAACAUGUGUUGAUAUUUAAAUAAAUUCCAAUUCUAUUAAAAACAAAUUGAUAAUAUUGAGAAUAUAUAAUAUUUUACAAAGGAAAAAAAUAUUUUGAUGCCUGGACAAUAACAUAACAAUAUUAUACAAUAUUUAUUUAUUUUAGAACUGUAAUGGUUUUAUCUUGAAAUAGCUGUUUGCUAUAUUAAAAUUGAUGUUCUAAGACAAUAGAGAUAAUUGACACAACAUUGAGACAAAAAACAAUUCUUAUUUAAAUAUAUUAUUUUUAAAGGAUAACGAAUAGAUUGUUGAAUGGUUGAAUGAAGUUUCUAUGAGCUCUACUGAAGAUGUUAAAGUAGCAAACUUAUGUAAAACACAGGAAGUUUUGUUGAACAAGGAACCACAUUUGUUACAACUUUAUUUGGGCAAUGUUUUAGAAUUUGCAGCGGACAGAAGUGCAGAAGUCAGAAAAGCUAUUAUAGGAUUUGUUGAGGAAGCUGGAAUAAAGCAUCCGGAGGUAAUCCCUCGUACAGUGCAAAUACUUCUUAGAUUGUCAACAGACGAAGCACCGGCUGUAGCUAAACGAGUUCUUAGAGCCAGUAGUAGAAUUCUUAGAGCUGCUCUCAAAUGGAUCUCUAGUGCUGCUAUUGUCACAUCAGAAAUGGAAUUAGCAUGGAGUCAAUUAAGCGCUCUUAAAGUACAGAUUAUAAAUAUGAUUGACAGCGAUAAUGAUGGAAUUAGAACGCAAGCUGUAAAGUUUCUCGAGGGUGUAGUCUUAAUACAAACAUAUCCUGACCCUGAUUGUCCCAAGAAACCCGAUGACUUUUCCCUUGAAGAUAUACCAUUGACAUUAAAAAUAGCUCGCAGGCGAAAGUUGGAAGAGGAAGCAAAAAAUGUAAUGGAUUUACUGAUUAAGUUUCACGGGUCACCGCAUGUUAGCAGCGUCAAUUUAAUGACAUGUAUGGGAUCUUUGGCAUUAAUUGCCAAAACAAGACCACAGUUCAUGUCAAAUGUAAUUCAAGCAUUACAGAGGCUGCAGCAUGAUCUACCACCAACCCUGUCUGAUUCUCAAGUGACCAGCGUACAAAAACAAUUAAAACUUACACUUCUUGGAUUGAUGAAACAUCCCGCUAGUAUAGAGUAUGCUUCAACCAUAGCUAAGCAAUUGGCUCAGCUUGGAGCAAAAGAGCAGGAAAUUAUUAAGGCUUAUCCUAAACCGGAAGAUGUUCGUCGAAUGAAAAAACGCCAACAGGAAGCAGCAGCUGCUAGUGCCGCGAAGCGAGCAAAACUUGAUAUGGCCCUGAUACCUGAUGAAACAGAACCCGUACCAAGUCCCGUUCCUGCACCUAAAUUGCCAGAGUUAAUUGAACUUUCAGAAAAUUUUAUCGCUGAAAGACUUAGUGUAGAAAUUGCAACAGACUUAGUGAUGGAUAGCAUGGCAUGGGUUCCCGAUACCAUGACGACAAUUUUUCUAAGAGAAUAUCAACCUACUGCAACUACCGAUAUUAAUAUACAACGUCAAACAAUCGGUAAACUUCUAGCAGCACAAAUAAAACAGACUAAAGCGAAAAAGAAGAAAGAUGCCAAAGAGGAAGAUGCUGUAAUGGAAGAUUUAAUCAAGAAUCCUACUAUUACCGUAGCCGAGGCAAAACGUGAGCGUAAACGCGAAAAAGAUCGUGAGAAGGAGAAAGAAGCGAAAGCGUCGUUAGAGGCGCACGAGAAAUCUCUCGCGAAAGCUAGAAAUCGUUUGAAGGCGUUGAAAUUGGCUGAGGUAACUAAACCGCUUGCGAAGGAAGUUAAGGAACGAAUGUUACUGAUGGCAGUUAAUAGGAUAUUACUUUCGGAAAAGACUGCUGUUCUUGGUGGUGUUGCUGCUGUGAGAUCCAAAAUUUUGACUACAUUGGCAGCAACUUUUAAUCCUUAUAUUAAGGAAGCUGUAUUACGUUAUAUUACGGAUGACAUGAGAAAUCGAUUAGAUUUAGCUCUAGGUUGGUUAUAUGAAGAGUAUGCCUUGCUUCAGGGUUUCCAAAGGCGGACUACGUUAUGCACGAAACCGCAAGAAGCUCCACAUCAAGCAUAUAACUUUUUAUUGUGCACUUUAGUUUCGGCUAUUGAUUUAAUUCAGGGUAAAGAUCGUGAUUCCUUAUUAUACAGAUUGUACUUGGAAGCACCACUGAUAACGGAAGAUGCCGUAGAGGCUUUAAAAAUGGUGUCAUCCGAAGAAGCUAGAGGUCUUGCACCGUUACAACUGUUGAAAGAAAUGGUAGUACGUAGACCAACAAAACAAUUGGUAUUUUUAAACGUUUUGCUGUGCCAUACUGGACAUGAAAACAAUACGAUACGAGAGUCUGCGAUACAAUUAGUCUGUCAAUUGUACAGCAGGGCAGAAUUAAGCAAACUGAUCGAGGAGUAUGCAGUUCUAUAUCUAGGUUUUUUACGUCUUCAUAAUCCGCCCGAAAUUGUUUUUGGGCAAGAUAGAGGUAGACCGCAAAUUGAAAAUUUAUGGAGCGAAUCAACUACACGCGCUUGUCUAGGAUUGUAUCUUGCUCUUCUCAGUGAACAUCAAGAUCUUAUUCACGAAUUAGCACGAGUGUACACAUCAAUGGGAGCAGAUGUGAAACGUAUCGUACUAAGACUGGUGGAAGGACCAGUGAGAUCUUUAGGCAUGGGAAGCCCACAACUACUGGCACUUGUUGAGAAUUGUCCAAAAGGUUCUGAGACUUUAGUUACGAGGAUUAUACAUAUUCUUACAGAGAAAUCUGCUCCGAGUGCAGAGUUAGUGGCCAGAGUACGAGAGUUAUAUCAAACCAGAGUUUCCGAUGUCAGAUUCUUAAUACCUGUUCUUAAUGGCCUCACAAAGAAAGAAGUAAUCGCUGCACUUCCAAAGUUAAUCAAAUUAAAUCCUUAUGUUGUAAAAGAGGUAUUCAAUAGAUUACUUGGAACGCAUAACAAUGACAGCGGCGUACCUCAUACAUCUCCUAUUACACCUGCCGAAUUGUUGAUAGCUCUACAUAAUAUAGAUCCAAACAAGGCUGAAUUAAAGACUGUUAUUAAAGCAACGUCCCUCUGUUUUGCCGAGAAACAAGUGUAUACGCAGGAAACGGUCGCUGUUGUGAUGCAACAUCUUAUGGAGAUGACACCUCUACCGACUUUACUUAUGCGAACUGUCAUACAAAGCUUGGCCCUUUAUCCUAGGCUGAGUGGAUUCGUUAUGAACAUACUUCAACGUUUAAUUCUAAAACAAGUAUGGAAACAGCCUAAAGUGUGGGAGGGUUUUGUGAAAUGCUGCGAACGCACGCAACCACAGAGUUUCGCUGUUAUUUUGCAACUACCACCGGCACAAUUGUCAGAGGCACUGAAAAUGGCCAGCAAUUUGCGUGCACCCUUACUAGCUCAUGUUGAAGCUUUUGCUGAGAAUCAGAAAGCGCACAUUCCGCAAUCGAUAAUGGAUGUCAUACAGGGUAAAGUGCUUUGUGACAUGCACGAUGAAUUUGAUAUUGCGCCACCCGGUGAUUAUUCGAAUGAUCAAAAACCAGAUACAAUGGAAAUUGAUCUUUCCGAACCAGCUCCUCCUGGUUUAGAUUAGCAUAAACCAAUUUUAAUGUUAGGAUCAGAAACGUACUCUACUAGAUAUUUUAAUAUCUAAUUAACCAAUCCGUAUUGUAGUUAUGGAUUGUAAAUUAUUUUUUUUGGGUCAUCUAAAACGUAAACGUUUAAUCUAAACUAAAACGUAAACGUUUAAUCUAAACUACACAACAAUGACAUUUAGAUAGUAAUGAUUCCCUCGUAUCUAUAAUCGUGAUAAUUCCUUGAUAUAUAUUGUUCACUUUAAUUAUUUCGAUAAUAAUGUUGAUCGUCAUCAUUUUUUAUAUAUAGGACAACAUCAA